AUGGGAGAUCCAUCCUGGAUGUCUCCAAUUAUUUUGUACCUUCAACACGGAAAACUUCCGGAAGGAAAGGCAGAAGCCCGAAAAAUACAACACAAAGCAAUAAACUACGAGAUGGCGGAUGGCGUCCUUUAUCGAAAAUCAUUCAUGGGCCCAUUACUACGCUGUGUUGAUAAAACAGACGCCCAAUACCUAGUCAGAGAAAUCCACGAAGGAUUAUGCGGGAUACACGCGGGACCGCGCAUGGUCGUGGCAAAAAUAAUGAGCGCCGGAUACUACUGGCCAGGAAUGCACAUGGACGCAGUUGAUCUUUUAAGAAGAUGCGAGGCAUGUCAACGCCACGCACCAAAGACACUCCGACCCAAAAACCCACUAAUUCCCGUUACUUCCGCCUGGCCAUUCCAACAGUGGGGCAUUGAUCUUGUUGGCCCAUUUCCUGACGCACCGGGUGCAAUUUGGGUUACCAUUGCGCAUUAUUUCCGACAAUGGUACAAACUUCGCCGCGAAAUACCUUCAAAAAUGGUUUAA
This is a messenger RNA of Helianthus annuus (common sunflower), 525 nucleotides long. RefSeq lists its product as uncharacterized. Bases 1 to 525 code for a protein of 174 amino acids. The record is from RefSeq and is a predicted model, not a curated record. NCBI's taxonomy places the organism in Eukaryota, Viridiplantae, Streptophyta, Magnoliopsida, Asterales, Asteraceae. The transcript is spliced from 2 exons.